AUGUCCGACGUCAUUCUCCCCAUCGUCGACCUCGACGUCUUCCUUGCCACGCCGGAGUCGCCAGGAGCGACCAACGAGUGCAAGAAGGCUGCGGAUGCGCUUAUCGCCUACGGCGCCCUUCUCGUGCAUGAUUCUCGGGUGUCAGAGGAGGACAACUCCACUUUUCUCGACUUGAUCGAGGACUAUUUCGCGCAGCCGGAGGACCUGCUGAAGAGGGACGAGCGUCCCGAGCUAGGCUACCAGGUCGGUGUAACCCUUGAGAAUACCGAGAAACCGAAGUGCGCGGUAGACGAACCUUGUCUCAAGGUUAUUGAGCGUCUUGACCCUGCAGAACGUCCAUUGGACAUCACCGCCCAUUCGCCUGACCCCAAAUGCCGUUUCUUUUGGAAAAUGAGCGAGGUACCGCCUUACGAGACCAAAUAUCCAGGGCUUAACGCCCCCAACGUGAUCCCUGAGUCUGACGGAAUCCGCGAUCGGUGGACUCUCGCCAUGGAGAAAUGGGGGACCUCUAUGAAGAUAGCCGUGAACGACCUUGCCGAGAUGGCUGCGGUUGGUCUCGGCUUACCUCGUACAGCUUUCAGCGAUGCAGGCAAAUAUGGACCCCAUCUUCUUGCGCCGACUGCGUCCGACCUUGUUAAGUACGGCGCGAAGGACACCAUUCUCGCAGGUUUCCACACAGACUUGAACUUCCUCACCAUCCACGGCCGUUCUCGCUACCCGGGCCUCAACAUCUGGGCACGGAACAGCGGCAAGCGUAUCGCGGUCAAGUUUCCACUUUCUGGGAGGUAUCUUCUGGUCCAGGCCGGUAAACAGCUUGAGCACCUCGGCGGAGGACUGAUCAAGGCUGGCUUCCACGAGGUAGUCGUCAACGAUGCCACCCUUCAGGCCAUUGAAAGACGCAAGAUCGAGUUCCCCACACGGCCGCUCAUUCGCAUCUCAUCGACAUUCUUCUGGCACCUAUCGUCCGACUUCGACCUCGCUCCCAUGUCUGAGCUCCAGACUCGGGCUCGUCAGCUCAGGGCCGACACCAUCAACCUUGGGAAGGUGGAUCUCGAUGAGGAAACCGCGUACGAGCCCAUGAAAGUUGGUCAACAGGUUCAAAACGAGCUUCGCCACAUUGCUCUCAUGGCCUGA
Molecule: messenger RNA, 1134 nt
Organism: Epithele typhae
Lineage: Eukaryota; Fungi; Basidiomycota; Agaricomycetes; Polyporales; Epitheliaceae
Product: Clavaminate synthase-like protein
Exons: 7
Coding region: 1-1134 (377 amino acids)
Source: RefSeq, a predicted model, not a curated record